UUAUGGAUUUUAUACAUCUUAAGUUACCAUUCAACAAGUCUUGAUACAAAUGACUUGAUUUCACAGCUCUCAACGUAGGAUAUUUGACUAAUUGACUCAGCUAUCUAGAAAGAUCGCAUCUCCACAUCUUCACAUGAUGAUCUUGUCGAAGCCGGCGAAGGAACUAAAAAACGUGAUGCAGCCUGCAAAAUACAGUACCAGCUGAUUUAUCGGAAAGACUUCCGCCCGUAUGUCACCUCCAAAAGUUGUAUAUUUCCAGUGAGGUGUGAGUGUUGCAGAAUGGAGUAAGCCAACAUCAGAAUCAUGUCUGCUACAGAAGAAGAGUAUGCCAAGUUCCUCUGUUUCUGCGAGCAGUCCCUGAGUGGUCCCAGCAAGCAGCUCAUCACCCUGGUGAAGAAACGCUAUGAUGAGUGCUCUGACAAGUUCAAGGGCACCCAGGAGCUGUACCAGCUUCUGGCGAGCUGCAGACAGAAGAUGGAGUCUGACAACAGGCACCUGUUCGUCCAUCUCAAGGACUGCUUGAAUGAGCUGAAGGCUUACGCCAAGGGUAGGAAGGGAGAAAAACGUAAACAACCAUCUGAGUAUGACUCGGAUGACACUGUGUGGAAGAGGACCAAAACCUCUAAUGGAGAGUUCCGAGAUAAAGAAGAUAAGAACAGUAAGAGUCGAUCACUGACAUCUUCUCCAGUGCUUGGGGAGCCUUCAAAACAAGCCAUAGAUAAUGCUCUGCAGUCUUCCACACCAAGAGACAAACAGUGGGAAAGCAAGCUAAAGAUAUCUCCUCACUCAGCGUGCUCGUCAAAGCUUGCAGACAUCAUCAGGAACCUGAAGGAUAAGAAAAGCAGUGGUGAAGCUUUGACUGAUGACACUGUUGCCAGCGAGGCAGAUUCCCUUGGUAAUGGAUGUAUGACCAACAUAGAUGGAGAUCUGAAAUCUGAAGAUGAGAAGUCGGUGCUGCCUGAAACAGGCAAUGCUGAGAGUGCAGUGUUGAAUAAUGAUGAUGAUGAUGAUGAUGAUGAUGAUGAUGAUUGUAUUCUGAUUGAUGAUAGUCCACCAUGUGAAAGCACAGAUUCACUAAAAGCGACAGCUGCCAACACUGAUGUAAAUUUACAAGAUGAUGGUUUGAAGCCAUCGGGUUCUGAUUCAGCAUUGAAAGUAGCAGACAGUAAACCAGCCAAGGUUAAUAAAUUGUCUCUUUCCUCAUCUAGGACCCUGACUGGGUCCCGACCUCUGACCCCUGAUAUAUGCAAUGCUGAUAUUUCACCGGCUACAAAUGGAACAAUAGAAGCCGCCAGUAAUGUUGUUACUGGUGACCAUCCUGUUGCCACAAAUAGUGCCCGGUCACCAUCAGCAGCUGAUGGGGGCCAUUCAAAUAAUGGUAAAAAAACGACUCUUAAUUCAGGUAAAAAUUCAGUUGCACAUAUGAUCUCAGAGUUAGAUAUAGUUGUAAAUAAAAUCUCUGAUGUGGCUGAAAAAGAUUCAGAGUUACAGCCUGACGUGGAGUCGGACUCUGUUGAUGUUGAAGAGGAUGAGAAACCAAAGAGAAGCUCCCCAUCUGUAGAUGAAGCAAAAAUAUGUGAACAGUCACCAGGUUCGAAAGACACUGAGAUUCUAACAGUUUCUGUACCUGAAUCAAAAGACUCUCCACCGGAGAGAACCGCAUCGCCUGGGACCAAGCAGCCUGAAGCUAUGUCAUCACACACUCCAUCUUCUAACACGAACAUUCCUUCACCAGCAGCUGGAGAAGCAUCUCAGACCAAGUCCACCACUGAGGGGUCACCAGGUACAUUUGAAGUUACUGCUGACUCAGCGCUUGCCAUUACUGGUGAGUCUUGUGACUCACCCGUUGUAAUAACCCCGAAGCCUUCUGAAUCACCAUGUGGUGGUACCUCUGAGCAUAGUGACUUGCCCGUUGUUGUCAGUGUAGAACAUAGUGACUCAACAACUGACGUCCAAUCCGAGCAUUGUGACUCAACCAUUGGUGUGACGUUUGAGCAUAGCGACUUGCCUGUUGUUAUCACUGGAGAAUGUAGUGACUCACCAACCGAUGUCAUGUCUGAGCAUUGCGACUCAUCUGUUGGUGUGACGUCUGAGCAUUGUGACUCACCCAUUGUUAUCACUGCGGAGCAUAGUGACUCACCAACUGAUGUCACAUCUGAGCAGUGUGAUUCAUCCAGUGGUGUGAUGUCUGAGCAAUGUAACUCACCCAGGACCAACCAGGCAACUGGUUCAACAUCUCAGGGAUCAGCUUUGGAAAGAGGGGGAUUGAAGAAGGAGGAACCAGUGAAGAAAAGGGAAGAACCGGAGAAGAAAAAGGAAGAACCGGAGAAGAAAAAGGAAGUGUCUGAGAAACACAUCCAUCGGUUGGAGAAGCUACUGGAGAAGCUGCAGACUAAGAUCCAGCAGGUUCAGGAGCGUGAGUUGAGCCUCGAUGACCUGGCUGAGGAAGACUCCACCUACAUCUACGAGGACAAGCUCAAGAAGAAGUUUGUGGCUGUGUGGAACAAGCUGUGUGAGCUGAAAGACCGCGCCCCCACCACUGGCCGUCCCACGGAGAGGAGGUUCAACUACCAGGGUACAAGGUACCCCGAGGUCAAUAAGAAGAUAGAGAAGAUGAUUAACAAGAAGAAGGUCUUCCCCGACUUCCAUGACAUGAAGAGACUGGUGGCUAAAGUCAGCAUCAACCAGAAGCUGCAUCUCAGUCAAAAAGAGAUAGACAGCGUCGCUCGUGAGGCCUUUACUGACGUGGGAAACCUGCUGCAACAGCGACGACAGGACGACUACAUCACAACCUUCGGCUGUAAGCUGACUGACUACUCAGAUAUGAGUCACGACCCAGCGAUGUACAACUUGGAGUUGAAACAGAAGCUUGAGGAGAACCAGCAGCAGGGAAAGACUAAUCUGGAGAACGUGAUCCGGAAGUUCUCGGACAUGCAGUAUGAGACGGGAGAGGAAGCUGUGGAAGUCCCUGAAGGAUCAGAGGAGGAUGAAAGACUGGAAGAGGAAGACGCGUCAGAUGAGGAUGUGAUGGUGGUAAAUGAGGAAGACCUUGCCAGUGAUGCUGAAGACCUGAUUGAAAUUAAACCCCGCUCAAAGAAGAGUUGUAUUGAGCUGCUCUCCGACACCGAGGACAGAUCUCCAUCCUCCUCCCCAGAACCCCAAGCGCCUCCAGGCCCAUCAGCUCGUCCAGACAUUGUGUCCCAGUGUUGGCCCCAGACAUCGGAGCUCCCCCAACACUGGCUGGCCAAAUCUCCAGGCAGCAUCAUACAACCCCGAUCCCCCAGCAAACAGGGGGGCCCAUCCACCAGCACCCCUCCACCCCAGGUGUCCAGGACCCCCAUGGGCAGCUCCCUCUCCACCCGCACCCCUCCACCCCAGGUGUCGAGAACACCUGCAAGCAGCACCCUCUCCAGCAACCACCUCUCAGGGACUUCUCACAAUCAGGUCACAUGUAGGCCAAAGCACAGAUCACCAUCACCCAUUGAAGUUGACGAUUCAAAUGAUGAUUCAUCCAUGUUCCCAGAAAGUAAGAACCGCAUGAAAGUCCAUGAUAAGAGUCUUGUGCCUUCAUUUCUGGACUCUCCAGGCGACCAUCUGCCUUUGACUUCAACGGUUAAGAAACAGUUUCAAACUAAGCCUCACUCAGGGGGUCAAAAAGUCCUCUGGUGGUCAUCGCUGGGCAGUAAUGAUAGUGCAGUGAAAAGAAUGAAACCUACAAAUAGUGUAAACAACCGAGCAGUUCCAAAUCAUGAUUCUUUGCAUUCAAUUCCUUUCUCCCACAGACCACCAUCUUCCUCUGUGUCUUUUUCAACCUCAGUAUCUCCUCACAAGCGGAUUCCUCUGACAACACACACGUCCAGUCCUGUACGAUCCAUGAAUGUUAAUGGUAUCAGUGCCAACAGACAGAGAGAGUGCGUUCCUCCUGCGACGAAUGUUCCCCCUGUGAAGAAUGUUCCCCCUGUGAAGAAAGAGGCCCCGAUGUCGCCCCUUAAGCAGGCCAUGCAGAUGUCGAGUCAGUGCUAUAUCGACAUCGAUGAGGCUGGAGAAGAACCGGAUGUGUAUGAAGUAGAGCCGCCAGAGGAGGUCAAGGAGGUCAUUGUUCUUUCGGAUUCAGAAUGAGGUGGAUUAGAGAGAGAAUGCUGGUGAGAAUGGAGUUGAGAGUAGACAUCUGUAAAUUUGACUCUCACAGGAGUAGACAUGUAUGAAGGGAGGCUUUUCAUUUCUUCUCUGUGCCAGGAAGUAGACGUUGGAGCUCGUCAGUUUUCUCUGACAGGCGGUAGAUGUGAAGUGAGAUUGUCAUUCCUUCAGACAAGCUGAUAUAUAGGAAUGUUGUCAUUCUCUCGAUGACAGGAGGCUGCUUGAAGAGGUGUCCUAUCUCACAGGAGACAGAUGUGAAAGGAGGUAAUCGUCAUCAUUCCCGGUGACAGAAGGCAGACAUGAAGGGGCGUCAUCAUUCUCCAGUGACAAGAUGCGGAUGUGAAGAGAGGUCAUCAUUCUCUCUGUGACAGGAGGUAGCUUGAAGUGGGGAGGUCAACAUUCUCUCCUCUCUCAUAGGAGGCAGACUUGAAAGGAGGUCGCCCUUCCCUCAGUUGGUGAAAAGGGGCGGACAUGACGGGAGGUGAUCAUUUUCUUGGUGACAGGCAGCAGAUGUGAAAGGUCAUCAUUCUCCGCUCUAACAGGAGUCAGACGUGAAGGGAGGUCGCCAUUUUCUCGGUAACAGGGGACAGCCUCGAAGGGAGGUUGUCAUUUCUCUGUAACAGGAGUCCGACGUGAAGGGAGGUCGUCAUUUUUUCGGUAACAGGAGACAGACGUGAAGGGAGGACGCCAUUUUCUCUGUAACGGGUCGGAUGUGAAGGGAGGUCGUCAUUUUUUCGGUAACAGGAGACAGACGUGAAGGGAGGACGCCAUUUUCUCUGUAACGGGUCGGACGUGAAGGGAGGUCGUCAUUUUCUCGGUAACAGGAGACAGACGUGAAGGAAGGUCGUCAUUCUCUCCCCUUUAACAUGAGACAGACGUGUAUGGAAGUGAUCAUGACUCUCCACCAGGAGGCAGACAUCAGAAGACAAGUGCUGUAGCAGACUGUCUUACCACUGAGGAGAGAUGGAGAAGAAGAGUCUUCAUGACGCUUGGUGCGUGUGUGAAGGGCAUUGGUCUAGCAACUGGUGCUACUUAGAGCCACACCACUGUCCAGCUUACAGACACAUGUUCCUCAACAAACAUGGACUGUUUAAAUGCAGUUGUUUGUGUUGUAUAUGUUGAGACUAAAAUAAUGAAUUCUGGAUUCUACCUUGUUAGAAAAGAAUGGUGUUUUGUAUUGCCACAGACAUUGAUGCAGAGUUUGAUAAAACCUGGUAAUGCACUGUAAUGUAAACUGUAAAUAGAAGCUUAAUUUAUAACCCAAGGUGUGUUGCAUGCAUAAUUACAUGGCACAUUGUCAGACUAGUUCAGUGGUGGUCAGUUGGGCUGUUUAUUUAGUACAAAUGAACUGAUGAAAUGUUUCUGUAAAGUAUCAAGGUUUCGAGAAGCUUCAAGAAAAAUGGGCAGCCACCGCACUGGUAUAUCAAAUAUGUUUAACAUUAAAGCAAGAUAUAUUCACUUUAAAGGAGCUGUGGAUUAGCCUAGUGGUUAAAGCGUUAGCACGUCACACCGAAGGUCUGGUUUCGAUUCUCCACCUGGGUACAUUAUGUGUGAAUCCUGUUCCUGGUGUCCCCGCCAGUGUUAUUGGUGGAAUAUCGUAAAAGGCUGUGUAAAAUCCCACUCGCUCACUUACUAUUUGUCGAUGGACUUCUUCAACUUUCCCAUUGUAAAAUCAAUUCAUAAUGCCAUGUUGAUUAAAAUUGCAUAUAUUUAA
Messenger RNA from Haliotis rufescens (red abalone), 5851 nucleotides. RefSeq lists its product as uncharacterized. Gene Ontology annotation, molecular function: histone binding. The transcript has 9 exons. The coding region runs from base 304 to 4119 and encodes 1271 amino acids. The record is from RefSeq and is a predicted model, not a curated record. NCBI's taxonomy places the organism in Eukaryota, Metazoa, Mollusca, Gastropoda, Lepetellida, Haliotidae.